AUGGUGGAAGUAUCGCUUACCGUGGGUAAACUCGACGCCUCGUUGGCGUUGUUGCUCACCAAGGAUCACCAUCUCAUCGAGUUCCCCACCAUCCUUUUACCCAACGGGGUGAAGGCGGGGCUGAUCGUCAAGAUCAAGUGUGACCAGGACUUGGCGACGGAGACCGAAGAACACAAGCAGUUCCUCGACCUCCAGGACGAGAUUCUCGACACUUUCGGCACCGCGCUUCCUCAGCCGCCCGUUCUCAGAGUCAAGAACGUCACCCAGACCCUCAUCGUCUUGGAAUGGGACCCGCUCGACUUGGGUACCGCCACGUUGAAAAACUUGAUUCUCUUCAAGGACGGCAAGAAAUUAGGGGCGAUUCCUCAGCCGUUGACCAACAAGACCACUAAGCUUUCUGGUCUUCAGUUUGAUAAGGAGUUCACUUUCCAGUUACGCCUCGAUACCACCGCCGGCACCUACACUUCCGACGUCAUCACCGUUCAUACCCACAAGAUGACUGAUCUCAGUGGUAUCACCGUGUGCCUCGGCGACUUUGCUGCUAACGAGCCGUUCACCCGCGAAGACAUCGUCGCUACUCUUUCCAACAUGGGUGCCCACCCCCCUCAAGAUCUGAUUAAGGUUGACACCACUCAUUACAUCUGUACGCGAGAGAACAAGGAAAACGAGGAGUACAUCAAGGCUCAGGAAAUGAACAUCCCCAUUGUUCGUCCGGAAUGGCUCAAGGCCUGUGAACGUGAACGUCGUAUCGUUGGUGUGAGGCAAUUCUACGUUAAUGACUGCUCCUUGCCGGAAAUCUUCUCCAAGAACUACUGGGGUGAGGACUCUGCCGCCGCUCGUCUGAAACCAGUGACUGAACCUUCCACAGUGCCCCUGAUUAACGUGGAGCUGCCGCUGCCAGCUGGUGUCCUGAAGGAGACCACCACCGAGCCCGAGCUGUCGGUACCGCCUGAACUGACUGGAGAAGAAACCCAAGAGGAACUGAAGACCGAUCUCAGUGAGAAACCCAAGAAGGAGCUCGAAGAAGAACUGGAAAAACCCGGUGAAGAAUCCACGGCUGAAGCCACGAAGGAAGCCAAGGAAGAACCUACGGAGGAACUUAAAGACGAACUUAAGGAGGAACCUAAGGAAGAACCUAAAGAAGAAGCCAAGGAAGAAGUGAAGGAGGACCUCAAGGAAGAAGUGAAGGUUGAGCCUGAAGUCACUAGUGAAGCUGAUAAACCACUUGAAUUGAGUGAAGAGCUGAAAGGCCUCAAAGAAGAGUUGAAAGAAGGCCUUGAAGAGGUCAAGGACACCAUAAAGGAAGAUCUCACUAAUCUCAAACAAGAAGUUGAGCAAACGUUCAAUGGCGAAAAGGCUUCUAAGGAUGAAUCAAAAAUUGAACCUGAGCUGACCACCGAAAAAUUGGAACAACCGGAAGCUGUACUGACAGCGCCUGAGGUUGAAUCAACUUUGGAAAACUCUGCUAGUGCUCCUAAAGACCUCACUGAGUCAACGGUCGUGAACGGUAACGAUGCCGCGGCUGUUCUGACCUCGCCUAAGCAAAAGCCUCUCCUUGAUAUUAUUGGCGACGCCCCUGCGGUGCCCUCGUCGCCUUCGCUCGUUGAUAUUGACUUAGCGUCGACGGUGUCGGUGCCUGAAGCUGACGCCGCUGUCACUGCUGAACUUGCUGCUGCUGAAAGUGUCCCUCCGCGGGUGGACCCUGUGCCUGCUGCCGAGGCCGAAACCGACGAGAGUGCCGGUGACAGUCCCGAAGCCGGAGACAUUGGUGCUGCUGACGAAAGUUCUGAUAUUGGAGCUACUGCCGCCACCCUGGGAGGGAAGAAGAAGAAGAACAAGAAGAAGGGGAAGAAGUAG
Molecule: messenger RNA, 1857 nt
Organism: Diutina rugosa
Lineage: Eukaryota; Fungi; Ascomycota; Pichiomycetes; Serinales; Debaryomycetaceae
Gene: CHS5
Product: Chs5p
Exons: 1
Coding region: 1-1857 (618 amino acids)
Biological process (GO): Golgi to plasma membrane transport; conjugation with cellular fusion
Cellular component (GO): exomer complex; trans-Golgi network
Molecular function (GO): protein dimerization activity
Source: RefSeq, a predicted model, not a curated record